AAACGUUUCAGCAGAGAAAGGAUGGUCCAAUAGCUUAUCUUUUGCAGAACUUUGUAUAUACUGAAAUUCAUGGUAAAAUAGCUGUUAAUGUGCUGUCUUUUAAUAAAGCUGUUUUCCAGUGUGCACGUGAGGGUUCUUUCUGCUGCUUCCUGCUCGGGGUCGCCACAGUGGCUCACCUGCUCCGCAUGAUUUGAUUUGGCACUGGACGUUUCUCCCACUAUCCGGGCUUGGGACCGUCACUGAGGGUUAGCUUCAGUGGCUGGCUUAGCUUCAGUGACUGUGUUAAAUCCCUACCCGGGAAGGAGAUCCUACCUAUGUACAGAGGGAGUGAUGACAGUAUAACAACUGGCUUUAUAUCAAAUACUGUCUUACGUUUACUUUGUGACUUGGAGGGGGCGAUAACGUCCCUCAGAAGCGAACUACCAGGAACAAGAAGAAGCAGGCGAACAGCGGUAUUAACAAUCCCCGCCACUAACGUGCAUUGGCGCGCGUUGCUCGUGGACGUUUCUCUUCUACGACGUCGGCGAGGCUGCUGGAAAUAUGGCGGGUAUGGGUGCUACAGCUCCCAGCACUAGUUCAGUCGCAAGUCCGGUACAGCAGGGACUUAAGGAGGCAUUAAUUGAAACGCUGACGGCAAUCCUAUCACCAGUUCAAGAAGUGCGCGCCUCAGCAGAGGAACAAAUUAAAGUUUUGGAGGUGACCGAAGAGUUUGGAGUUCACCUUGCAGAGCUCACUGUUGAUCCGCAAGGGGCACUUGCGAUUCGCCAGCUUGCCUCUGUAAUUCUGAAGCAAUAUGUUGAAACACAUUGGUGUGCCCAGUCAGAGAAGUUCAGGGUGCCAGAAACAACAGAAAGGGCUAAAGCAGUAAUCCGUGAGUUGCUGCCAGGCGGAUUGCGGGAGUCAAUCAGUAAGGUGCGCUCCAGUGUGGCGUAUGCUGUAUCAGCCAUUGCUCACUGGGACUGGCCAGAGGCCUGGCCACAGCUCUUCGCCUUGCUUAUGGAAAUGUUAGUCAGUGGUGAUGUCAAUGCUGUGCAUGGUGCCAUGAGAGUUCUCACAGAGUUCACCAGAGAAGUCACAGACACACAGAUGCCACUGGUAGCACCUGUCAUUUUGCCAGAGAUGUAUAAAAUCUUCACCAUGGCAGAGGUCUAUGGCAUUCGCACACGUUCCAGGGCAGUUGAAAUAUUUACAACUUGUGCCAACUUAAUCUCUGCUAUUGAAGUAUUUGAAAAAGGUUCUGCCAAAGCCUUAUUUUUUCCUGUGGUCGAACAGUUCACUGAGGCACUUGUGCAAGCUGUGCAGAUGCCAGAUGGACCCACUUCAGACAGUGGUCUUAAGAUGGAGGUCUUAAAGGCAGUAACUGCUCUUGUGAAGAACUUUCCUAAACGUAUGGUGUCUUCCAUGCAGCAGAUUCUUCCCAUUGUGUGGAAUACACUGACAGAAAGUGCUUCUUUUUAUGUGAGAACAGAGGUAAAUUACACAGAAGAAGUGGAUGAUCCUGUUGACUCUGAUGGAGAAGUCCUCGGCUUUGAGAACCUGGUCUUCAGUAUCUUUGAGUUUGUACACACAUUGCUGGAUAACAAUAAGUUUAAGAGUACAGUAAGAAAAGCUCUCCCUGAACUCAUCUAUUACAUUAUCCUCUAUAUGCAGAUCACUGAGGAUCAGAUUAAAGUGUGGACAGUCAAUCCGCAGCAGUUUGUUGAGGAUGAAGAUGAUGACACCUUCUCAUAUUCUGUUCGAAUAUCUGCUCAAGAUUUAUUGCUGGUCGUAGCAACAGAGUUCCAGAAUGAGAGUGCUGCAGCUUUAGCUGCAGCUGCAACAAGACACCUUCAGGAAGCCGAGCAGGCCAAGAAUGCUGGCAGUGAGCACUGGUGGAAAAUCCAUGAAGCCUGCAUGCUGGCUUUGGGCUCGGUCAAAACCAUCAUCACAGAGAAUUUUAAGAGUGGUCGAAUACAGUUUGACAUGCAUGGCUUUCUUGCCAAUGUGAUACUUUCUGAUCUCAAUCUAGCAACAGCCUCUCCAUUUCUGCUGGGCCGGGCUCUAUGGGCAGCCAGUCGCUUUACCUCUGCCAUGUCCCCAGAGCUCAUUCAGCAGUUCCUGCAGGCGACAGUAAGUGGCCUGCAUGAGACCCAACCGCCAUCAGUUCGCAUCUCUGCUGUUCGUGCCAUUUGGGGGUAUUGUGACCAGCUGAAAUUGUCAGACAGCACGCAUGUUUUGCAGCCAUACCUGCCUAGUAUUUUGGAAGGUCUAGUGCAACUGGCUACUCAGUUCAGUUCAGAGGUCCUUACAUUGGUCAUGGAAACACUUUGUAUUGUAUGCACCGUGGACCCAGAUUUUACCACUAGUGCUGAGAGCAAGAUCUGCCCUCUCACUAUUGCCAUCUUUCUCAAAUACAGCAAUGAUCCUGUCGUGGCAUCCUUGGCUCAGGAUAUUUUUAAGGAGCUGGCUCAGAUCGAACUCUGCCAGGGUCCUAUGCAACUGCGCCUCAUCCCCACACUUGUCAGCAUCAUGCAGGCACCACCUGAUAAGAUUCCCUCAGGCCUUUGUGCUACAGCAAUUGAUAUCCUCACCACAGUCGUUCGGAACACUAAGCCACCUCUGUCUGAGAUGCUUGUGUGCCAGGCUUUUCCUGCUGUGGCCCAGUGUACCCUUAGUGCUGAUGACAAUGCAACAAUGCAGAAUGGUGGGGAGUGUUUGCGGGCUUAUGUCUCAGUGGCUUUGGAGCAGGUGGGCCAGUGGCAGGAUGAGCAGGGACACAGUGGCUUGUGGUACGUCAUGCAGGUAGUCAGUCAGCUCCUGGAUCCACGAAUGUCUGAGUUCACUGCCACCUUUGUUGGUCGCUUGGUUUCUACCUUGAUUGCUUGUGCUGGUACACAGCUGGGGGACCAACUGGACCAAAUGUUGCGUGCCAUACUUAGUAAAAUGCAGCAAGCUGAGACUCUCAGCGUCAUGCAGUCUCUGAUCAUGGUGUUUGCCCACCUGGUCCAUUCACAACUAGAACCUCUGUUGGAGUUUCUUUCCAGUCUGCCAGGGCCAACAGGAAAGCCAGCUCUAGAGUUUGUCAUGAUUGAAUGGAUGAGCCGCCAGCAUCUUUUCUAUGGGCAGUAUGAAGGCAAAGUCAGUGCUAUAGCUUUGUGCAAACUCCUUCAGCAUGGCAUUAACUCCAAUGACAAGUGCCUGCAAGAUAUAGUAGUCAAAGGGGAGGAAAUCUUUAAUCCUGAUGAAGCCAUUCGCACACGAUCUAAAUCUGCAAAAAACCCAGAGCGGUGGACUAACAUUCCCUUGCUAGUGAAGAUUUUUAAACUUAUUGUCAACGAGCUCUCCUCUGUCGUGGAGGCAAACACACAUCGAGCAAACCCCGUAGACUGGAGUCAAGAUUCAGGAGGAAUGUGGGAAGAUCAGGAGGAAGAUGAGGAAGAUAAUGAAGAUGAUGAAUUAGAAGGGCAACUUCUUUCUGACCUAAUAUCCUCCAACAAAUAUGAUGAAGAUUUUUAUGAGGAGGAUGAUGAAGAUGAUCCAGAUGCUUUAAAAGAUCCUAUAUAUCAAAUUGACCUUCAGGCCUAUCUAACUGAUUUCCUGUCUCAGUUUGCCCAGCAGCCAUGCUACAGCAUGUUUUUUGGCCAUCUAAAUGACUCUGAGAGGAGGGUUUUGGAGUCCAUUGGUAUUUAAACUGCAUCAUGAACUUUAAAAACUGCCCUUGUUUACCACUCAGUGGUAAAGUCAACUUGACUCUGGUGUCAUUGGAAAGCUUUUUAGGAAAGCCCGCACUUCUGAACCUGAACAUAAUUGAGAGCUUUGGAAUUUUCCUUCUCAAAGACAAUGCACAUAUUGACAUGUUCUAUCUCCUUGUAUACCUAAAGAGAUGCAGAAUACAUCAAGGAUCACCAAGGAUGCAGUACAUGCUAAAGAACAUAAUGCUAUUAAGGCACAAAAUGUAAGUGUACUAAUUGGGUUCUCAGGCAUUACAAAAGUAUUUGGAGGGGAUCAGUUAAUGUGUUCUGAUAUCACAAAUGAUUAAAAAGUAUACUGUCAUUUGUUUUUUUUUCUCGUAUUAUGAAUUCAAGUAGAUUUCAAAUCUUUCUCUAAUGGAAUGUAUAGAUUUUGAUGAACAAAUUAUGAAUUUGUUGUGGGAAAUAUUGGGAGAAAUUUGUUUUGACAUGCAAAGAUAGUGUUCCUCAUUUUUAUGGCCUUGGAAUGUGGUUGAUGUAAACGAUUUUGUGUCUUAGUAUAAAUAGCCUCUCCUUGUACCAACUGAAAUCCCUGAAAUAUGUUUAAAAAUAAACCUAUAAAUUUUCCAUUUUUCAA
Messenger RNA from Tachysurus fulvidraco (yellow catfish), 4305 nucleotides. RefSeq names its product importin 9 (gene ipo9). Gene Ontology annotation, biological process: protein import into nucleus. The record is from RefSeq and is a predicted model, not a curated record. The coding region runs from base 541 to 3669 and encodes 1042 amino acids. Gene Ontology annotation, cellular component: cytosol; nuclear envelope. Gene Ontology annotation, molecular function: small GTPase binding. The transcript is spliced from 25 exons. Lineage: Eukaryota; Metazoa; Chordata; Actinopteri; Siluriformes; Bagridae.